This is a messenger RNA of Suillus bovinus, 480 nucleotides long. RefSeq lists its product as uncharacterized. The transcript has a single exon. Lineage: Eukaryota; Fungi; Basidiomycota; Agaricomycetes; Boletales; Suillaceae. The annotation marks the transcript as partial. The record is from RefSeq and is a predicted model, not a curated record.
AAUUCGAUCAGCAACAUAUUGCAUGCCCUCCAGACCAAUCAAUUGUCUGUUGCGGGCUUUGUGCAGGGUUUAUUGAAUAGCAAAGAUCCACAUCAUCACAUUGGGCGCGAGUCUCUGCUUCGCAAUGCUGGAAACAUCUGUUCAUUGCUCUAUCAUCAAGAGAGCGCCCACGAGCCAGUAUCAAAAUGGGCAAUUGCAGCAGUUACAAAGAUAAUCUGCAGAGAAGUUACUGAUUUGAGCCAUGAGAGGCACGGGCUAUGUUUCAAGGCAAGUGCUGCAACGGUCGAGCAGCUCGAAGGCAAAUUUAUGGAGAUGAUGGCAACAAAAAUGUGUAUGGUAACACCAUUGUUGUGGGGCCUCAUCAGCGCUCUCCUCGACAGCCAUCAGGACCGCCGUCGUGCCAUGAUAAAUCUUGAUGGCAUGGCAAGUAGCCUUGGUUCAGAGGCAGAGAUGGAUCUUGGCGAGUUUGGUGGUCAUGAA